AUGACAUCCAACAUCGCAGAAUUUCUCAACGCUGCACUAAAAGCUGCAAGAAAUCUCCCUAUUGAUAUCUUGGUUGAAUGCCUUAGAAGUUUGGUUCAAAAGUGGGUUUGUAACAACUCAAAUAAUACAAACGGAACAUUCACAAAAGUCUCUACAACAACAGAAAAUGAGUUGAGACAUGACAUUGUUUCGAAAAUGAAGUUUCAAGAAGAUGAAAUGCCUUGUGGGCAUGCAGUAGUUGUAAUUGCAGAGAGGAACUUGGGAGUGUAUGAUUACUGUGCAAAGUUUUACAAAACAGAUACAUUGAAAGCAUUGUAUCAAGAAAAUGUUCAUCCUUUGCCCCAUAAAGAUGAAUGGAAUAUCCCACAACACUUGGACAUAGUGGUGCUCCCACCAAAGGCAACAAUCCAUGCAGGAAGACUAAGAAAUAAAAGAAUAAGAUCAAGAGGAGAACCAAAAGUAAUAAUCACCUGUGGGAAAUGUGGCCAACCAGGACAUAACAGGAAGACUUGCAGGAAUCCUCCAAUUGAAAAGGCAAACAAGCAAAAAAAGCAAAAGACAUAG
Humulus lupulus (European hop) is the source of this 564-nucleotide messenger RNA. RefSeq lists its product as uncharacterized. Gene Ontology annotation, molecular function: nucleic acid binding; zinc ion binding. The transcript has 2 exons. Lineage: Eukaryota; Viridiplantae; Streptophyta; Magnoliopsida; Rosales; Cannabaceae. The record is from RefSeq and is a predicted model, not a curated record. The coding region runs from base 1 to 564 and encodes 187 amino acids.